CGUGGAUAAGCACCAAUGCUACACAAGCCCUGAAGUUCACGUUCAUAAACCUGCUGCCAGAAGUCCAACUGCAAGCUACUUGUACGGAUAGCUGCUUCCCGUGCUUGGACACUUUAACGGGAGUGACUUAGCAUUCUAAGUAGAAAAGGGUUGUCCGGAGGCAUCAUGUUGCUGCACAGGUUAUCGGAGUGUUCCAGGGUCACGCUACGCACAUGGAACUCACACAUGGCCACCAGGGCCGCCUCACAAGGAAAGAAUGCCCGUCUAAUGUGCCCCGGCAUGCCCGUGCGUCGCCACUGGAGUAACGUGCCUUUUCUUACAGUGCCGCUGGCGCGCGCCCACGGCAAGUCGUUUGCGCACCGCAGCGAGCUGCGGCAGGCCAAGCGCGUGGUGGUCAAGCUGGGCAGCGCCGUGGUCACGCGCGGGGAUGAGUGCGGACUGGCCCUGGGCCGCCUGGCAUCCAUCGUGGAACAGGUGGCGAUGUUACAGAACCAGGGUCGCGAGAUGAUGAUCGUGACGAGUGGCGCAGUGGCGUUUGGUAAGCAGCGCCUUCGUCACGAGAUCCUGCUCUCCCAGAGCGUCCGACAGGCCCUUCACUCCGGACAGAACGCCCUCAAGGACAUGUCUCUGCCAGUCCUGGAGGCUCGCGCCUGUGCUGCCGCUGGCCAGAGUGGACUGAUGGCCCUCUAUGAAGCCAUGUUCACACAGUACAGCACCUGCACUGCACAGAUCCUGGUGACCAACCUGGACUUCCACGACGAGCAGAAGCGCCGCAACCUGAACAGCACGCUGCACGAGCUGCUGCGCAUGAACAUCGUGCCCAUCAUCAACACCAACGACGCCGUGGUGCCCCCGCCCGAGCCCAACAGCGACCUGCAGGGGGUAAACGUGAUUAGCAUCAAGGACAAUGACAGCCUGGCAGCCCGGCUGGCCGUGGAGAUGAGGGCCGACCUGCUCAUCGCUCUGUCUGACGUGGAAGGUCUGUAUGACAGCCCCCCUGGUACGGACGACGCCAAGCUGCUGGACACUUUCUACCCUGGAGACCAGCAGUCCAUUACCUACGGCACCAAGUCCAGAGUAGGCAUCGGGGGCAUGGAGGCCAAGGUGAAAGCGGCCCUGUGGGCGCUGCAGGGUGGUACGUCGGUGGUCAUCGCCAAUGGAACGUCCCCAAAGGUCACAGGGCACGUGAUCACGGACAUCGUGGAGGGCAAGAAGGUCGGCACCUUCUUCUCAGAGGUCAAGCCGGCUGGUCCCACUGUGGAGCAGCAGACAGAGAUGGCUCGCACUGCCGGGAGAACUUUGGCAGCCCUGGACCCCGACCAGAGAAGUGAAAUCAUCUGUGCCUUUGCCGACCUCCUGACAGAGAAGAGAGAAGACAUACUAGCAGCUAAUAAGAAGGACAUGGAACUGGCCGUCAAUGCAGGUCGUCUGUCUCCCCCCAUGCUGAAGCGUCUGAGUUUGUCGUCUGCCAAGUUGAACAGCUUGGCCAUCGGCCUGCGUCAGAUCGCAGUGUCGUCUCAGGACAGCGUGGGUCGCGUGCUGCGCCGCACCCGGGUGGCCAACAACCUGGAACUGGAGCAGAUCACCGUGCCCAUUGGAGUCCUGCUGGUCAUCUUCGAGUCACGCCCAGACUGCCUACCACAGGUGUCUGCUCUGGCCAUCGCCAGUGGCAACGCUCUGCUGCUAAAAGGAGGGAAGGAGGCCACACACACGAACCGCAUCCUACACGAGAUCGCCCAGGAAGCACUGGCCGUACACGGAGUCAAGGACGCCAUCCAACUGGUGAGCACGCGUGAGGAGGUGGAGGAUCUGUGUCGCCUGGAGAAGAUGAUUGACCUGAUCAUCCCGCGCGGCUCCUCAACGCUGGUGCGCGACAUCCAGCGCGCCGCCAAGGGCAUCCCCGUGCUCGGACACAGCGAGGGCAUCUGCCACGUCUACAUCGACGCUGAGGCCAGCAUCGACAAUGUCAUCAAGAUUGUGCGGGACUCCAAGUGCGACUACCCGGCGGCGUGCAACGCCAUGGAAACGCUACUGGUGCACAGAGACGUGCUACGGACACCACUCUUCGACCAGAUCAUCGACAUGCUGCGCACAGAACGGGUGAAGAUCCAUGCGGGACCCCGGUUUGCGUCCUAUUUGACCUUCAGCCCCUCGGAGGUCAAGUCUCUGCGUACGGAGUACGGUGACCUGGAAUGCUGCAUUGAGGUGGUGGACAGCAUGCAGGAGGCAAUAGACCACAUCCACAAAUACGGCAGCUCACACACAGACGUCAUCGUCACAGACAAUGAGGAAACAGCAGAGCAGUUCCUGCAGCAGGUGGAUAGCGCGUGUGUCUUCUGGAAUGCCAGCUCCCGCUUUGCAGAUGGUUACCGCUUCGGCCUUGGUGCGGAGGUGGGCAUCAGCACGGCGCGUAUCCAUGCGCGGGGGCCCGUGGGCCUGGAGGGCCUGCUGACCACCAAGUGGGUGCUGCGGGGGGAGGGCCACACAGCGGCCGACUUCUCGGAACAGGGCAGCAUGAAGUACCUCCACGAGAACCUCCCGGUGCCUCAGCCCCUCCUCCGCAACACCAACUAGAGAACCUUUCCAACAUGACGACCAGUGAUGGACAAAAUUGAUUCAUUAGUUACAAUCUAGGGUCAUAUAUUUCAAAUUACCUUGUUUUACCUGUCCGAUUAAACCAGGUGAUUAUUUAAUUGGACAGAUAAAACCAAGUCGUAUUUGGAAUAUGUGGAACUGGAUUGUUUUUGCCCACACAUUUUGCCCAUCAUUGAAAACGACCUUACCGACCUCAUGGGACUCCCAAUGAACCACGCAGACCACGACGGACCCAAGAACACAGAAUAUUUACGACACAGACUCGAAACGGUGGCAAACAGUAGAUCUACAACACAGAUCACAAUGGAACUAUGAAAGCUUUAUUUAGAAUAUGAAGACGUGGCUUAAUGAAUAUGUAUGACACAGACCACAAUGGAACUAUGAAUAGUUUAUCCAGGACUCGAACAGUGGCAAAUAGGAUGUCAAGAUUCCACAGAAUGGAUCCCUACUACAACAUGAACGUUGUCAACCCCAGGACUACAGUACUUGUAGACCUCUCCCCACAAGACAAAAAGCUCACAGGCUACAGAAUGGACCAUACCUUCAGUGCUGGUGUUUUGGUGCUAUCGUGGCACAUGGGAUAUAGCACAGGACUUUAAAGCAUUCAUUUUCACAUACGAUGGCUGGAUACUCAUCACUCUCAUCAGGAAGAGUGUCUUUUUUUUGUAUUUGUACUACUCAGUUGUUGAAAAGUAUGUUUGUUAAUAUGAGUAUUACAUAAUACUCAAAGUGUAAAUGUGUUGGCACCAUGAAUCUUCUAAUACGGAACUCAGUUGUUCUGUGUCCAAGCUUAAUAAGGGCACACUUAUUUCAGCUGUUGUGAUUGACACGGUUAUAUCCGUUGCAUUGCACAAUUCUAUUGCCCCAAGGUUAGGGUGCUGCCCUGACCCAACCCCAGUGUCUACCCCCCCAGGGCCAUGGCUCAGUAAGCUAGGCCAUGGGGGAUAAAGCUAUGUCUCUGCCCCAACCGCACUUCUCAGACGCACACAGAAAUGACUAUAACUGCCUGAAGCACACUACAGUGUGUGAUUUUCUGAGUCGGUUUUUAAUUUAACAGGAGAAAUCCUUACUUUGCUCUUGCCAGACCUAUCUGGUUCUUAUCCGCUUCGCAAGCUACUCUUGGCAGAACCACAUUUAUCUGGCGAGAGCCGCGUUCGAGAAAUCCAGAUUUAAAGGAGAAAUCUGGUGAGAUUAGACACAUAUCCAUGAUGAGGCACAGAGGACUGAAGGGACAGGAACAGAAUUGGAACAUUCCAUGUAACAUGGAGAGAAUAAUGAACUAAAGUAAGAGUGCAGCACAACCUGGAUGGGACAUACUAAACAACUAGAGUGCAGCAGCUGAAAAGGUGGACCAGAACUUCCAGGUGUUUCAGAUCUUGCGUAAUAAUAAAUCUCAUUUUUUGGAAGAUGUGGGGAAAAGUUGAGUUUUCAGGUCUCAGGUCAGACCUCAGGUCUCCAAUGUUGCUUUAAGGACUAGACGUUAAGGACUUGUCUUGCUAGCUGCCCCCCACACCAGACACAGGUUAUGAUGGAUCUGUUUUUUAUUAUUAUUUCUUUUCUGUCCGAGUUUUCUUAUUCAGUUGUUUUUAAGAUAUUUCUGACUUCCUUUGCUGUUACUUUGACCAACUAUCUGUGUUUGGUCGUCUGAGGAGGACAGUACACCAAUGUACAUUUCUCUGAGCUGGACUCUCAGAUGGCCCAACAGGAGUCAACGUGAUUCAUGGCUCAAGACUUGUGCAUAUCUCCUUAGGACGUGUCUGUUAUCCAGGUGAAGACCUACCAUACGACACUCCUUUGUUCUCUUCUGCUCCUAGCGGCUUCUACCUGUAUGCUCUCGGCUGGCCAAACUGUUUCUCUGCGUCUGCUGCCGACCAAAUGUUUUUUUUAAGAAAACUCCCUGGCCAGGGAGUGAUUGUUACCAGAAUCAGCUAUGCCCGGUCAGGGGAAGCCUGGUAACCUGGUGUUCCUGGGUCAGAGAGUAGUGAUAUCUAGAACCAGUUAUGCCCAGGUCGGGGUAGUAGGCCUAGUGAUUAUUAGAAGCAUUCAUGCCCGGUUCAGGGAUUAAUGAUGGCCAGAACCAGUCGUGCCCGGGUGAGGAGAGAAGUCCUAGUGAAUACCAGAACCAGUUGUGCUCUGUUCAGGGGACGUCAGGGCAAUUACAUGUGCCUAGAGCUGCAGAUAGAAUGGAAUUGUAAAUGGACUGCAUUUAUAUAGCGCUUUUCCACUCCUUAAAGUUAUCUUAAAAUGUGGAUUACAUGUAUGGUUUACAUUUACCCAUUCAGACAGCAGCAGCCAUCCUGCUACAGGAACAGAGACAUUCCAGACUGACCUUUGUGCAGGAGGCAUCCGAUCCUUCUGGAUAUGCAGUUUAAUGUUUUCAGUUUCUUGUUUAAUAAAUGUUUUUAUUUGCUGAAAACAGUCAUUUGACUUUGUCUUUCAAAAUAUUGUUGUUAGUAUACAUUUUAAGUAAUUUGGGGGCUUAACAGCAAGGACUUUUUUUGAGAAUACUGUAUGUCUCUGAGUGUGUUUCUGAGACCGCAUAAAACUCAGAGUAAUGAUGAACUGUACUUUCUUGGUGCUUUCAAAAAAAAAAUACUAGUUCAGCUCACUC
Molecule: messenger RNA, 5206 nt
Organism: Engraulis encrasicolus (European anchovy)
Lineage: Eukaryota; Metazoa; Chordata; Actinopteri; Clupeiformes; Engraulidae
Gene: aldh18a1
Product: aldehyde dehydrogenase 18 family, member A1
Exons: 18
Coding region: 166-2574 (802 amino acids)
Cellular component (GO): cytoplasm; mitochondrion
Molecular function (GO): glutamate 5-kinase activity; ATP binding; glutamate-5-semialdehyde dehydrogenase (NADP+) activity
Source: RefSeq, a predicted model, not a curated record